GUGACGCUGACGACUGAGACGGCUUCAGCUUAAUCUAGACUGGACUUCAAUUUUGAGAAGCCGGCCUUUGAAAUUCCGGCAUCAGUGUUGAAACUAUAAAAUAAUUUAAAAACUCUGCAUAUUUAUCGACGUUAAACUCAAGUCAAAAAGUGAUAUCCUAAAGGAUUAAAUGAUUUUUAAUUUUUUUAGCCCUUGGCAAAAAGCACACCUACCACGUGUUUUAAGUUUUAGAAGUAAAAUAAUUAUUUCUGAAUACCUUCUAUUAUGCGUUAAAAAAACAGUAUUAUUUCAAGUGAAAGUAAAAGAAUAUCCUCUUACUAUUUGAAGCAAUUAAAUUACAAUCAUAAUUUGAUAACACGUGUUAAAACAACGAGCCAUGGCUAACGCAGAAGGUGAUUUGAGGGACGGGCUCUCGGCUAAAGAAAUCUUUGCAAACAGUGAAGGUCUGACUUAUAAUGAUUUCCUUCUACUUCCGGGAUUCAUCAAUUUCAAAGCCGAGGAAGUUGACUUGACAUCUCCACUCACCAAGAAAAUAAACCUCAAGGCACCUCUGGUAUCGACUCCGAUGGAUACCGUUACCGAAGCAGACAUGGCUAUCGCCAUGGCUCUAUGUGGAGGUAUAGGUAUUAUACAUCACAAUUGUACUCCAGAAUAUCAGGCUAAUGAGGUUCAUAAAGUCAAGAAGUACAAACACGGUUUUAUUCGAGACCCUGUCUGUAUGGGUCCAGAAAACACCGUCGCCGAUGUCUUGGAAGCGAAAAAGAAAAAUGGAUUUACAGGUUAUCCAAUUACAGAGAAUGGGAAAUUAGGCGGACGGUUGAUUGGUAUUGUCACAUCAAGGGAUAUUGAUUUUAGGGAAGGUGACCCACAGCUCAGUUUAAAAGAAGUAAUGACACCAAUACAAGAAAUGAUCACUGCUCAGUCUGGUGUUACCCUACAAGAUGCUAAUUAUAUCUUGGAAAAGAGCAAGAAAGGCAAAUUGCCCAUAAUUAAUGGUUCUGGAGAGCUUGUGGCUUUGAUCGCUAGAACUGAUUUAAAAAAGGCUCGAAGUUACCCCAAUGCAUCAAAAGAUUCCAACAAACAGCUGUUGGUGGGUGCUGCUAUUGGAACUAGAGAUGCUGACAAAGAACGUCUUCAACUUCUUGUAAAUAAUGGAGUUGAUGUCAUUGUUUUGGACUCGUCUCAAGGCAAUUCAAUAUAUCAAAUAGAAAUGGUCAAGUUCAUUAAAAAGACAUACCCUGACAUACAAGUCAUUGGUGGGAAUGUUGUAACAAGAAUGCAAGCUAAAAAUCUCAUUGAAGCUGGUGUCGACGCCCUGAGGGUUGGUAUGGGUAGUGGUUCUAUCUGCAUUACACAAGAAGUAAUGGCUUGUGGAUGCCCUCAAGCUACAGCAGUGUAUCAGGUUAGUUCCUAUGCUCGUCAGUUUAAUAUCCCAGUUAUUGCCGAUGGUGGAAUCCAGUCUGUAGGCCACAUUGUAAAAUCCCUUGCAUUGGGUGCCUCCACUGUGAUGAUGGGAUCACUUCUUGCGGGCACUUCAGAGGCUCCAGGUGAAUAUUUCUUUUCUGAUGGUGUUAGGCUUAAGAAAUAUAGGGGCAUGGGAAGCUUAGAAGCAAUGGAAAACAAAGAAGGUAAAGGCUCAGCUAUGAGUCGAUAUUUCCACAAGGAAACUGACAAACACAGAGUUGCACAGGGAGUUAGUGGGAGUAUAGUUGACAAAGGAUCUGUUCUUCGCUUCCUUCCAUAUCUACAAACAGGAAUGCAGCAUAGCUGUCAAGAUAUUGGCGCACGUUCAAUAACUAAAUUGCGUGAAAUGAGUUACUCUGGGGACUUGAGAUUUAUGAAGAGAACAUACUCGGCACAACUAGAAGGAAAUGUUCACGGAUUGUUUUCUUAUGAAAAGCGAUUAUUUUAAAAACAGCUGUGCCAACCUAACUUUAAAAGUAUUUUGUACAAGGCCUAUACAAAUUGAGCAUUUUUAAAUUUUAUAACCAAUAAAACUGUUAUUUUGUGUACUUGUAUAUUUGUAAGCUUGCAUGGAACAGCUAUAAUGUUAUAAAAUAAGUAUUCCAUUUAUGAUUUGAUGUAAUAUUCAUGAUAUAUAUUAUGUAAGUAAUGGACCAGAUGUAAAAUAUCUUUCAUAAAUAAAGUUAUUGUCGCAAA
Nymphalis io (European peacock) is the source of this 2160-nucleotide messenger RNA. RefSeq names its product inosine-5'-monophosphate dehydrogenase (gene ras). The record is from RefSeq and is a predicted model, not a curated record. Lineage: Eukaryota; Metazoa; Arthropoda; Insecta; Lepidoptera; Nymphalidae. Gene Ontology annotation, biological process: GTP biosynthetic process. Gene Ontology annotation, molecular function: IMP dehydrogenase activity. The coding region runs from base 377 to 1912 and encodes 511 amino acids. Gene Ontology annotation, cellular component: cytoplasm. The transcript has a single exon.